AUGAGUGUAAAAGGGAGGACAAUCGGGCUUACGUGUAUCCCAAAAUCAGAUGCACGGGUUGAGAAGCAUGAGAGAAUAAGCCUUCCGAUGAUAGACCUUGGUGGGUUGAACCAAAAGAUGAGUACCCGGUCCCUCGUGGUUGAAGAUAUUGGGAAUGCUUGUUCACGUCUCGGUUGCUUUAAGGUUAUAAACCAUGGGAUUAGCAAGUCCGUUAUAAACGGAGCGCUAGAAGCUGCCGCAGGUUUCUUCGCACUCUCCGAAGAAGAGAAGAAAGAAUAUGCAUCGGAAGAUGUUCACCAGCCUGUAAGAUACGGAGUCUGCACCAAAGACGACAGAAUUAUCAAGCCGAGAGAUUUCUUAAAACAAUACGCUAACCCCCUCGACGAGUGGAUCAAAUUCUGGCCACAUUCUCCACCCGACUACAGGGAAAAGAUGGGCAAGUUCGCAACAGAAGUGAAAAGAGUAGCCCUGCAACUUAUGGAUGCCAUCUUUGAGAGCUUAGGUCUCGGGAAGGCAUACACAAGAGAAAAACUCGAGGAGGGGAUGCAAGUAAUGACAGUUAACAACUACGAGAAGAGUUCUCAAUUAAAAGACUUGAUGCUAGGGUUAGCCGCUCAUUCUGACUAUGGUUACAUCACUAUUCUUCUCCAGAGUUGUGAUGGUCUUGAGAUUGUCGAUAAAAAUACCAACACUUGGAAAGCAGUGCCAGCAGAAUCAGAGGCAUUGCAUGUGCACAUUGGUGAUUAUCUUGAAGUUUUGAGCAAUGGACAAUAUAAGAGUGUUGUUCACCGAGUUAUUCUCAAUUGUAAGAAGAGAAUGUCAAUCGCCAGCAUCCAUGGGCUUUCGAUCGAUGAUAUGGUUAUCCCUGCCAGUCAGCUUGUGGAUGAACAACACCCAAAAGGAUACAAAGACAGUAGUUUCAGAGAUUUUCUCUCCUUUAUCUCUAUGAAUGACUUCACCAAAGGAUGCAACUUCAUUGACAGUCUGCGCACUGAUAACAGCUAGGUCAAAAUUUUCGGGUUAUUUGCACUUUAUAUCCCCAUAGCUUCACUUAUUUUUUAACUUUGAUACCCAAAAGUUAUAAUUUGAGAAUUUGAUACCUCAAUGUUUUCAAACUGACACUACUGAUAUUUUAGUAAGAAAAUUAGUGUCAAUUUUUUUUCCACAUUGGGGUAUCAAGGUAUAAAAAUAGAACUUCAGGGCAACAAAGUUGAAAAAAAGAUAAAACUUUGGUGUAUCAGAGUGCAAACCCUUUUUUUUUUAAUUGGCUUUA
Molecule: messenger RNA, 1273 nt
Organism: Asparagus officinalis (garden asparagus)
Lineage: Eukaryota; Viridiplantae; Streptophyta; Magnoliopsida; Asparagales; Asparagaceae
Product: protein DOWNY MILDEW RESISTANCE 6-like
Exons: 3
Coding region: 1-1005 (334 amino acids)
Source: RefSeq, a predicted model, not a curated record